AUGAGCUGAUGUUAGUCAGCCUGCAGUCUCUCUGCUCUGUCAGUGUGCAGCAGGAUCUCCGUACCAGCAGCCCUCUCGCAGUCUCCCAGCAGGACAGGAUGAUGGAGAGAGCCAAUCACAUCAACAUUGCAAUGAUAGAAGAUAUCAGCACCAACGGGACGGCCCCAGCCGAGGACCACAACAAGCAGCCGUGUGGCUCCACCGUCAGCUUCCACAACAUCGAGUACAAAGUGCAGCUGAAGAGCGGCUUUUUCUGCAAAAGGAAAACCAGUCCCAAUGAAAUACUGGCCGACCUCAAUGGGAUUAUGAAACCUGGCCUCAAUGCUAUUCUCGGACCGACUGGAAGUGGAAAAUCUUCAUUCUUGGAUAUUCUGGCUGCAAGAAAGGAUCCUUCAGGUCUCUCAGGAGAAGUACUCAUUGACAAAGCACCACAGCCUCCAAACUUCAAGUGCCUCUCUGGCUAUGUGGUUCAGGAAGACGUAGUCAUGGGCACCCUGACUGUGAGGGAGAAUCUGCGUUUUUCUGCAGCACUGCGGCUGCCCAGCUCAGUGCCUCAAAGUGAGAAAGAGGCUCGGGUCAAUCACCUCAUUAAUGAACUGGGUCUCACCAAGGUGGCAGACUCCAAGGUGGGCACACAACUGACCCGGGGAAUCUCCGGAGGAGAGAGGAAGAGGACAAACAUCGGCAUGGAGCUGAUUAUUGAUCCUUCCGUUCUCUUUCUGGAUGAACCGACCACGGGACUGGACGCCAGCACUGCUAACUCUGUCCUGCUGUUGCUGAAAAGAAUGGCCGGCCAUGGAAGAACCAUAAUUAUGUCCAUCCAUCAACCACGAUACUCCAUCUACAGACUGUUUGACACUCUGACUCUGCUGGUUGGUGGUAAAAUGGUGUACCACGGACCAGCGCCAAACGCUUUGGACUACUUCGCCAACAUUGGCUAUCCCUGUGAGCCCCACAACAACCCAGCUGACUUCUUUCUGGAUGUUAUCAAUGGAGACUCCACCGCCACAACCAUGACCAAAGUGCCUUGCUCUGAAGAUAUGGACUUUGCAGAGCUCAGCGACUCCAGGCGGAGCAUCGAGGAGCGCCUGGUAGAGGAAUACAGGAACAGCAGCUACUCCAGCGACACAAGAGCUGAGCUGGACCGCAUCGUCCAGGAUAAGAAAUGUAUCUCAUGUUCAAAAUCCCGCACCAUCACCUACAACAGCUCCUUCUUCCACCAGCUACGCUGGGUUCUUAAGAGAACCUUUCAGAACCUCAUGCUGAACCCACAAACAUCUGUGGCCCAGUUGGGAGUCAACAUUUUCCUCGCCCUCAUCGUAGGAGCCAUUUUCUUCGGAGUGAAAGACGAUCAGAGUGGUGUUCAGAACAGGAUGGGUGCCCUCUUCUUCAUCACUACCAACCAGUGUUUCAGCACUGUGUCAGCAGCUGAGCUCUUCAUCAUCGAGAGGAAACUGUUUGUGCAUGAGUACAUCAGUGGCUACUACAGAGUGUCUGUCUACUUCCUCUCUAAGAUCCUGUCUGACAUCACUCUGCGCACCAUCACUUCGGUUAUCUUCAGCUGUAUUGUCUACUUUCUGAUUGGGCUCAAAUCCACAGCUGCAGCCUUUUUCGUCUUCACGCUGACAGUGACUUUGGUAGCCUACACGGCCACAGCCAUGACCAUGGCCAUCUCAGCUGACCAGAGUGUCGUGGCUCUCGCCAACAUCCUUAUGACCAUCACCUUUGUCUUCAUGAUGAUUUUCUCAGGUCUCCUGGUGAACCUACCCAGCAUCAUGGACUGGAUGUCUUGGCUGAAGUACUUCAGCAUUCCUCGCUACGGCCUCGCAGCCUUGAAGAUCAAUGAGUUUGUUGGUUUGAAGUUCUGUGAUGAGGCCGUGAUCCGAAACACCAACUUGUCGGCUACAGUGACAAACUGCAGUGUGAGCACAGUCGGCCUGACAUGUACAGGAGAGCAGUAUCUGGACUACCUGGGAAUAGAGUACACCACCUGGGGACUGUGGGAGAAUCAUGUAGCUCUGACUGUUAUGACGUUCGUAUUCCUUGUCAUCGCUUAUCUGAAACUUCGCUACAUCAAGAAAUUCACUUAAAUAUGCGAUUAUGCAUCUUUUAUUUUUGUCUUCAAGGAACCAGGCCAGUUAAUAUUCACCGAAAUUGUCACCAUUAAAGGAAUAGUAAGAUAUUUUAGGAAAAAAACACGUUUGCCAUUUUGCAUAGAGUAAGAUGAGACGACUGAUACCACUCUCACUCUUCACUGUUUCCCCUGCUUGGAUUAAUAAAGCAUGUCUUCUUCAUCAUGUUUGUGCGCUAAGUAUGGAGCUAGAGCCAGUAGGCAGUUAGCUUAGCUUAGCAUAAAGACUGGAAGUAGGAGGAAACAGCUAGCCUGGCUCUGUCCAAAGUUAAAAAUAGAUCUACCAGCUCUAAAGCUCACUAGGGCAUCCGUUGGUUGCCUGGCAACCUCACAUGAUGACAGGACUCUGGGAAGUCACUGCGUCUGGCUGUCAUUUGCCAAUAAAUAGUUACAGCAUGUAUCUCCGUAUAGAACCACUAACUGUUGGUUUAGCUUUAGAGCAUAUUUUUGAAUAGCUAGCUGUUUCCCCCUGCUUCUUUAUGCUAAGCUAAACUAGCGGUAACACAACAUAGACAUGUUAUCAACUCAUAAAGUUGAUAUGGUAAACAAGUUAGCAGACAGUAGCUUAUUUACACAUCCAGCAGACAGAGAGUAAGAUUUUAAAUGUAUUUGGCUUAUCUAGUUAGCUAGCUAAAUGCUGCUAAAUGCUCUAGCUGUUUGGUGCUGAGCAGGAAGCGUACAGUUAGUUUUUAGAGCUUUUUUGGUGAAAGCAGCCCAAAACUGAUGGUAUGUGAGCAGUAAGAGUGAAACAAAACAGUAAAGCUGCGUGACAUAAAACCAAAACAGUGAGUUGAUAGUAAUUUGAUUCAUUGUGAAUAUAAAAAUAUUGAUGAUUAGAGAAGCUUUAUUGUAAAGAGUGUUGAUCUUCUCAUCUAACUCUAAGUGAAUACGCAAAUUUUCCCAAAAUGUACAGUAUAUUUCUUUGAGUGUGUCUACGGUUUGCACUUACAUAUUUGGAUAUUCAGUACAGGUAAAAUACAUACCUGAAUGUAAACAUCAGUUUUAUCAUCUUUGGUGAAAACCAUGUGUCUCCAAAAUGUUAACUUUUUAGCAGUUAAUUGCUGACAAUAUUCUUUAAUUUCACAUUGUUGGAGUAGUUUUAAAAGCCCAACAGAAAAGAGUUUUCUGACGUGUAGGAAUUUCAAGAUUUUUCGCAAGAAAGGACAUGGAUAAAUGUGUAAUGUGUUUCUUAUUUAUGAAUGUAUUAUUUUAAAAUCAGAAUAUACCUUUUUUUCUGUACUUUUGUAACUCCGUAGUCUUGAUUAUUCAGCUUUCGCACAAUUUCCUAAUCUUUCUUGAUUUGAACUCAGCACUGAUUAUUUGUAAUUGUAGAUAUUGUAGAAGGAUAUCACAUAGAUACUAAGUUUGUGUUAAGCUUUUCUAUUGUUCCAAAGAAAGGUUCUACAUAUACAUUUAUAUUAUGA
Molecule: messenger RNA, 3555 nt
Organism: Perca fluviatilis (European perch)
Lineage: Eukaryota; Metazoa; Chordata; Actinopteri; Perciformes; Percidae
Gene: abcg2d
Product: ATP-binding cassette, sub-family G (WHITE), member 2d
Exons: 16
Coding region: 9-2090 (693 amino acids)
Cellular component (GO): plasma membrane
Molecular function (GO): ATP hydrolysis activity; ATP binding; ABC-type transporter activity
Source: RefSeq, a predicted model, not a curated record